AUGGCAGCACCCCUUGUCAAGGUUCUGCAUAGAAUGCAGGAGCUCUUCUCCAACUUGGUCGCUGCAUUAGAGGCAAUGAUAUUGUUCCCUUCUCUAUUUCGGAAUCCUUCGCGUAAGCGGCGGAAGAUUUUCCAGGGUGCGCAUUGGAGACGUCGCACGCUUGAUGAUUUCGCCGAGGAGGUGGACCGCUUGUUUACGGCGCCCUUGACUUUGCGCAACAUGAUCAUUAUGUCGGAGAAAAUCCGCGAGCAAUUCAGAUCAUGUCUACAGUCCAGCCCUGUCUGCAUGCUGCCGUCGUACAAUCAUGCUCUUCCCUCAGGGACUGAAAAGGGAACCUACCUGGCUUUGGACGUGGGAGGUUCCACAUUUCGAGUUGCCUUGAUCGAGUUGGGAGGCGAAGGAGCCAUGAAGAUCCUGCGAGAAUCCUUUUCACGAAUCGACAAUGACGUGAAACUCCUGGAGGGCACGUUAUUUUUCGACUGGAUGGCCGAGAAAAUCGAGUCCAUGCUACUGGAAGUGAGUGCCGAUUAUGGGCGAGGAGCCGUGCCCCUCUCCAUGGGGCUGUCAUGGUCCUUUCCCAUUGAACAGACCUCUAUCAGCAGCGGUCUUGUCAUUCACAUGGGGAAAGGAUUUUUAUGCUCCAACGGUACGCUUGGGCAAGAGCUGGGAGAUUUGAUCGUUCAAUCAUGCCAACGCCGCAGUCUCAACGUGCAAGUGGAUGCAAUCGUGAACGAUAGCUCGGCUACACUUCUAUCACGAGCCUACAUCGAACCAAAGACCCGCAUGUCCCUCAUCUUAGGAACAGGCACCAAUGUUGCACUCCAUUUCCCCGUGCAUGAGAUAGGCUUGUCAAAAUUUGGUACCAGGCCACCAGGCUGGUUUGAUUAUGCCAAGCAUGUGAUUAUUAACACUGAAAUGAGUAUGUUUGGUGGCGGUAUCCUGCCAAUGACCCGUUGGGAUGACGUUCUGAACCGAACCCACCUUCGACCGGACUAUCAGCCUCUGGAGUAUAUGAUCACUGGACGAUACCUGGGUGAGAUUGUCCGGCUCAUUAUGACGGAGGCGGUCGAAACUGCGCAGUUGUUUGGAGGAGAACUUCCACAUUCGAUGCGUGACCCCUACACAUUCGAUACGAGCAUCGUUGCGUUUCUCGAGGCCGAUACCUCACCAUCCUUGGCUCCUUCGGCUGCACUUCUCCAGAAAGAACACACCUUCCCCGUGUCCCCAACGGUUGAGGAUUUGCGUUUCUUGCGACAGAUUUGCCAGAUUGUGUCGAAGCGAGCGGCGGGAUAUUUGGCCACGGCAAUCCAUAGCAUGUGGUGCUUACGCAACGGCGUAGAAUUCCCCGAGGGAGUCAAAUCGAAGGCAUCGUCCACAAAAGACACUCAAGAGAUAACGGUGGUGGAGAGCGACGAUGAUUACCAGAGUCUGUCAAUUGCCUGUGACGGUAGUGUCAUAAACAAGUAUCCUGGAUUUCGAGAUCGCUGUCAGGACUACCUCGACCAGCUCACAAAGCAAACCAACACAUCACAAGGAACAUCAGAUGUCGACGCGAGCUCUUUUAUCCGUCUGGAGCUAGCACCGGAGAGUGCCAUUAUGGGGGCAGCUGUUGCCGUUGCCGUCGCUGUGGCCGAGAAAUCGCAAUGA
Aspergillus clavatus NRRL 1 is the source of this 1647-nucleotide messenger RNA. Its product is annotated as putative hexokinase. The transcript has a single exon. Gene Ontology annotation, molecular function: mannokinase activity; ATP binding; D-glucose binding. Gene Ontology annotation, biological process: intracellular glucose homeostasis; glucose 6-phosphate metabolic process; glycolytic process. The coding region runs from base 1 to 1647 and encodes 548 amino acids. The record is from RefSeq and is a predicted model, not a curated record. Gene Ontology annotation, cellular component: cytosol; mitochondrion. NCBI's taxonomy places the organism in Eukaryota, Fungi, Ascomycota, Eurotiomycetes, Eurotiales, Aspergillaceae.